CUAUAAAUUCAUGAACCUUUCUUCGCCAAAAUGUCAUUCCAAUUCCACUGUCCAGAUCUCUGAAUAUGUUCUAUCUUACUUCUCUCGUCUCUGUCGCCCUCCUCAUCGCCAACAGCGUCGUCGGGCACCCUGGCGCUGCUCCAUCGACCGAAGUCGACCUUGCUCGUCGCGCAGAGCUUGAAACGGCCACCCGCCGCUCCCUCGCAGACUGUCAGAAUCAUCUCGCUCGACGCGGAUACACGGACAGGUCAAUUGCUCGUCGCACAGCCCUCGCAGAGGAACUCCGAAAGAAGCAUGGGCUUGCCACCCGCUCUCCUUACAAGCGUGCCCUUACUGUCGCUGAGGUCGUGAACACCACCCACCUGUCAAACAUAACGGGGCUUACCUCCGACUCGGACCCCUUCACCUCCAACUCGUCGUGUGUACUUACUCCCGAACUCGAGGAGGGACCAUACUAUGUUCAGGGAGAAUACGUCCGCUCGAACAUGAGUGAAAACCAGACCGGAGUGCCGGCCUAUGUCGAUAUCGAGUUAAUCGACGUCUCCACUUGCGAGCCUAUCACCGGCGUCUAUCUCGACGUUUGGCAUUGUAACGCGACCGGUGUCUAUGCAGGAAUCGUCGCUGAGGGCAAUGGUGAUUCCAGUGACGAGAGUAACUGGAACACAACUUUCUUACGCGGUAUCCAGUCAACGAAUGACGAAGGAUACGCUCAGUUCGAAACUAUAUUUCCCGGACACUACUCUGGGCGGGCCACCCACUUCCAUACUAUAGUCCAUGAAAAUGGAACACUUUUCGACAAUGGUACCUUCUCAUCUGACGGUCAGCAACACAUCGGCCAAGUCUUUUUCGACCAAGACCUCAUCACCGCCGUUGAGGCAACUUCUCCUUAUAGCAACAACACCAUCGCCAUCACAGAAAACGAAGAUGACCGCGUAUUCAUCGCGGGUGUUACGCCUGACAAUGGAACCGGUGUCGAUCCCAUUUUGGAGUAUGUCUACCUCGGUGAUGACCUCUCUGGCGGUCUCCUUUUCUGGGGUCUUAUCGGUGUAAAUCUUUCAGCUAGCUACGAGUCUUCUCCCGGAGGUUAUCUCACUGAAGAUGGAGGCAUCGUAAAUGAAAAUGCUACUGCCAUUGGCGUCGAUGGAGCAGCCCCUAGCGGCGUCAAUGGUACCAAUACCACCUCUAGCACAUGAAGAGUGUACCAUGGAUGAUAUUUAUUUUCUUGUUUUGCUGUUGUCAAGGACUCUGUUAUAGCCAUCUUUGACCUCUCCAUGUCGCCCGUUUUUUAUAUCUCAACCUCCACUAUUACUUAUUUCCUGUGAUGUCUGGAACAGAACAUGAUUAUGGUCUCCACAUGAUUGCGGGGGAGCGAG
This is a messenger RNA of Desarmillaria tabescens, 1373 nucleotides long. RefSeq names its product aromatic compound dioxygenase. The record is from RefSeq and is a predicted model, not a curated record. Gene Ontology annotation, molecular function: oxidoreductase activity, acting on single donors with incorporation of molecular oxygen, incorporation of two atoms of oxygen; ferric iron binding. NCBI's taxonomy places the organism in Eukaryota, Fungi, Basidiomycota, Agaricomycetes, Agaricales, Physalacriaceae. The transcript is spliced from 6 exons. The coding region runs from base 66 to 1193 and encodes 375 amino acids.